Messenger RNA from Pyricularia pennisetigena, 2544 nucleotides. RefSeq lists its product as uncharacterized. NCBI's taxonomy places the organism in Eukaryota, Fungi, Ascomycota, Sordariomycetes, Magnaporthales, Pyriculariaceae. Bases 1 to 2544 code for a protein of 847 amino acids. The transcript has 5 exons. Gene Ontology annotation, molecular function: 5'-3' DNA helicase activity. The record is from RefSeq and is a predicted model, not a curated record.
AUGCCUGCUGUCGCAGAUUCCAGAUCAUUGCGAGUAGGACGCUCGUCCAGGACUCUCGAUAAUAGCCCUCACAGCCCCAAGAAUAUGCUACGAACGCGUUAUGCUUUCAACCUCUUGCUGAAAUUACUUACAGCAGCGCCGACUCUUUUCGACCCAAAGGCUUGGGAAUCCCUCUCUCAUCUACAUCUGCACAACAAGGAGACUGAAGCUGCCCUCCCAGACCCAGUCACAAAAUCGAUCUAUACAUUUGACUCACUUGAACAAUAUGCGUCUAUCUACCGAGCGGGUGCUGAGUUCGAAGUAAACCUCGAAAAGACCACCAUCGACGACUUCAACGCCGCGCGCAAUGUGUUCCGUACAUGGGUUUAUCGUCGUCUCUCCAACACGGACGGAAAGCAGCACUGGCUCUUUGCCGUUGAGGAUAAAAAUCUCCCUGCCGCAUUUCCCAAAGAAGGGGAGCAGAAUGGCUGUCUACUUGCUCUAUUCAGUGAUCCAGCCGGCCUGAAGCAAGUAUCUCGCGAGUGGCCUGCCUAUCGAAUCGACAAUGCCCGAUCGCCCUUGAAAGAGUUCAUCUUCUUUAGAGUCUCUUUUCCCUCGAAUGUUGCCUCCCAGUCAAUCCUCACGCCGGUGGUUGACGAAAGCAACUUUCAUAUCCAGGGUGCAUCGUUGCUCACUCAUGCAAACAACAUGUUUUCCAUGCUCACGCUUGAACAUGCUGAUCCCACGAGCAAAGCAGAGUUGGAGGCGCUGGAGAAACUGACCAACCUGGAGGAAGGCCCGGCAAAGGAUGCCUUUGACUGGAUUCGUACUUUCAAAGAUCCGGCUACAUACGUCAACUUAUUUGAGAAGCUCCCGCAUAUGCGGACAGCCAUCGACAAUCCUGAGAUCCUACCUGCAAACCUCAGAAAGAUGGUAGCCAAGGCAAAUCCGCAGCAGCUUGCCACAUACAAAGAAAUGUUGCAGCGACUGCCUUGUGGCGUUGGAAUCAUACCCGGCGGACCUGGAGGAGGCAAAACCUUUUUCAACAUGCUGCUGACUGCCAUGGCUCAGUAUCAAGAGCUCAAAACGGAGGAUGGUACUCGUCGUGUCAAAAUUCUUUAUCUCAUAGACAUCAACAGCCCAGUGGAUGACGCCACCAACAAGUGCGUCAAGAUGUCAGAGAACUUCGGCGACGGAAAACAGAUUGUUCGCAUGUUUGGAUGGAGUCGCGAAAUGAAACAGGGGCUCAAGGUGCUUCGAAAGAAAGAGAAAACCAAGUGUAUUCAAACGCUUCCUCUUGAGGAAGAAAAGUCAGAGGCCUCUCAGUCCAGCCAAUUACCCUCCAACGCCCUGAUUGCCGACCCUACGACUGCUUUUGUUGCUAUGGCUGCGAAGGUCGCUGACAACAAUGCCGGCGAUCGUUUCAAGUCGGAAUGUCUUGCGCCUACUCUCGAUCAGCUGGCUUUUAGGCGCUUUGAAGCCCAGAAAGAACAAUACUCCGAGCUUGAAGCGGUGCUCGAACAAUACCUACACAAUAACAUCGAGCCAAGUACCAUGCGCAUACUGAGGACAGCCACCGAAAAGCUGUACGGCGAUACUCUCGAGGAGGUAGACUUUCUAGCCGCUACACCCAUUGCAGCAGUCUCGCUGGCAGAUGGACGUUUCAAGCCUGACAUUUUCCGGCAAACCGGCUGCUAUGUGGGCUCGGAUAAAAACCCAUGGGAGGUACAACUGAAGAUGUCAGUCAUGGAAAGAGCACAUUAUGCCGGUGCAACCAACCAUGAACUGCUAAUGAACCAUCGAGCCUUCGCUACUCUCCAUCAAAUGCCUUCAAACCUCUUUUAUGACGCCAAGAUGGUCACUGGCCACAACGCCGACACCAUUAUGCCUUCCCCGACUAAGUUUAUUUGCAAGUGGAUGGAAGCAAACCUGACAAGUGGAUCUCAAGUUACCAUUCCAAGAGUUCUAGCUCAUGUUCGUAACGCCAAUGCCAGCACCAGGGUUGAUAGUUCAUUUUGGAAUGAAACCCAUCAUGCGUGGACAAUGCAACAAGCCAAGAAGCUGUUAAGCAACCCGAAUUUUGUCAGCGUCGACGGGCAAUCACGACCGGGAACAAUACUUAUCAUUGCGCCUUAUAGGCAAGCUGUCACUCAAUACAAGAGAGCAGCAGGAGACCUGUGCCGCGAGCUGUCCGAAGCUCAGGGAGUACCGACUAAGACAAUGUUCUCUCGUCUCGAGGUAAGAAGUGUGGAUACAGUCCAAGGGCAUGAGGCGGACUUUGUCUUCUUCGAUCUUGUUCGCGAGAAACCAACCGACUUUCUUGACGAUGACAAGCGUCUGGCUGUUGCCACAACCCGAGCUCGCCAAGGCGAGGUAUAUAUCAUGCACCCAAUGAUGGCGAAGAGGCUCUGCAAGACUGAGAAUCUAUAUGCCAUUUAUAGUGGUUGCCUUCCAAGAUGUGAGAACGGCCUAGUGUACAACGCCCAUGGCUGUCAGGGGCGAUAUGGGCAGAUUGCGUAUCAACUGCUUGAGCGCGAGCCGAAAUACAGGAAUCGCAGAUACUAA